AUGGCUGCCAUAAGAGAAGCCCCUCGCAUUCGAGCCUGUCUGUUCGACAUGGACGGUCUUUUGAUUGACUCAGAGGACCGAUACACGCAGAUCACGAACGAGGUGCUCCAGAGAUAUGGCAAGCCCAACCUGCCUUGGUCGGUCAAGGCACAGUUGCAGGGACGACCGGGUCCGGAAGCAAGCAAGAUCUUCCACGAAUGGGCUCAACUCCCCAUUACGCCGGAACAGACGGUGCAUAUGCAAGCAGGCUUACAGGAGAAAUAUUUCCCUCUGUGUCAGCCCUUACCAGGGGUUCCCGAUCUCCUGUCCACCCUGGUGUCCACGCAGUCCACCGACCAGCCGGUCUACAUUGCUCUGGCCACCUCGUCCAAUGCCCGGAACUUCAAGCUCAAGUCAGAUCAUCUGUCUGACCUCUUCUCUGCGUUCCCCCAAAGGCACCGUGUACUUGGAGAUGAUCCUCGCAUCGGUAAAGGUCGAGGCAAACCAUUGCCUGAUAUCUACCUGCUGGCACUGGAGACCAUCAACGCCGAGCUGCGUAGCAAAGGCGAAACCGAGAUCACCCCAGCCGAAUGUCUUGUCUUUGAGGACGCAGUUCCCGGCGUCGAGGCUGGUCGCCGUGCCGGCAUGCAAGUUAUUUGGUGUCCGCACCCGGGUCUCCUGGAGGCUUAUCGGGGCCGCGAAGAAGAGGUCCUCGCUGGUCGCACUGGACAGCACAAGGAGGACGCAACCGCCAACCUUGAAACGGGGGCCGACAAUCUGCAGACGGGAGGUGUCCCUAGCGCGGGCGUCCCUGGAGAGAUUGGUGAUGGCUGGGCUGAGCUUGUCGCCACCUUGGAAAACUUCCCCUACGAGAAAUAUGGCAUUCGCAUUCCCUAA
Penicillium diatomitis is the source of this 876-nucleotide messenger RNA. Its product is annotated as haloacid dehalogenase superfamily protein. Lineage: Eukaryota; Fungi; Ascomycota; Eurotiomycetes; Eurotiales; Aspergillaceae. The transcript is spliced from 3 exons. Gene Ontology annotation, molecular function: phosphatase activity. The record is from RefSeq and is a predicted model, not a curated record. The coding region runs from base 1 to 876 and encodes 291 amino acids.